AUGACCGCGCGCCCGCGGACCCAAAGCACCCCGCCCGCAGUGCCCGCCCCGUUCGGCGGACUGACCAAUGGCAGAGCCGAGGGGGCGGCUGCGGACGCGGGGCCGCCGCGAUGGCGAUGGCGCCGGCGGGAUGGCGGAGCCGCGCGGUUCCGCGCGGGGAAAGCGGCGUUUCGCCGCCCCCCGCCCCGUGCUUCGGGGACGCCGGGCGGUCAGGGGAAGGCGGCGCGGGCGCACCGCCGCCGGCCCCGUCCGUCCCCCGUCCGAAUCCAGCUGUCCUCGGAGGCGGAACCGAGCCGUCCUCCGUCGUUGCGGCGAGGCGCCGCCGGGCUGCGAGAAGCGGCGGCUGACCGCGAGCGGCGGGACCCGCCCGGUGUCCGGGAGCGGCUCCUGGCUGAGCCGGGCAGCCCCGAGAGGGAGCGAUCCCACGGAUCGACUCGCGUUCGAGCCCGGCACGGAGUCCGGCCAGGGCCUUCGCUUCUCGCUCGGCCGUUCUCCAUCUGGCUUCAGGCCGUGCAGUCGUCCCCGCGGCGACAGCGCAUGCCGCCGUCCGCGCUGAGUGACGCCAUCAGCCCCGCCACCCGAGCAGGAGGCGGCCGUGCGGAAGCCGUGCGGAAGCGGUGCGGGGCAGCCCGGGGCAGCGAGCGCCGCUUGGACUUGUACAGAAAUGGAUGGUUUUCGCCAAACCACCGUGCAAGGCCCCACGGAAACAACUCCCCCCAGGGCCACCGGGUGACAGCGGCCCAACCGCUGGCGGUGCCAGCACCGGGACAAGCGCCUGUCCCCGAAGUUCUCACUGUCAGUGUCACCGUGGAACCUGGGGCCGGAGCAACGAACCUCGAGAGCCCCGUCAGCAUCCUGCAGCUGCUGGAGCCGGGUGCCGCUGUGGCCCUGGCUGCCCAUGACUGUCCCACGCUGUGCCCCCUGCCAUGGUGGGGGGGGAGCCCUCUGGUGCCCAUCGUCGUCUGUCACGAGGACGGGACACGCACGGUGCUGAACUCUGUGCCGCCACCAGAGGAGACCGCGUGUGACAUCGGCGUGGCACAGCCGUGCCGCGCUGCCAUCAUCUUCGUGUGUGGCUUUGGGCAGCCGGCGUCGGGUGUCACCGCCAUGAGGGGGGGGCAGAAGGACCCCCUGGGGACAUUGCGCUGGAACUGUGGGCACCGUGACCAGCUGGAGGACGUGCUGGGCAAGUGGGGACACCGCAUCACAGUGUCACAGCCCCAGAGUUGGGGACAUCCCGUGUCACGUCUCAGGGCUGUGGUCUCGCCCACAGCGUCACACCAUGAAGUUGGGAUGCCUGUGUCCCCCGUGUGGUGUCACACUCCGAAGUUGGGGACACCUUCGCGUCUCCCUGGUAGCGUUGCAUCCCAGAGUUGUGGACCCCCGCCAUUCUCACACCAUGAAGUUUGGGACACCCGUCUGGGACCCCAUCUGUGUCCACCUCCACAGACCACACUGUUCUCAUGGGGCGGGGGUGACACCCCUUACUUUGGAAAUGCAGGUUUAUUUUUUGCUAACAGAGGAUUGGGGAACACCGCCCCACACCCCAUGUCAGUAAUGAAGGGCAGAGUAGCAGCUGUGGGGCUCCACGCAUCUCAUCGGGGUUAAACUUUGGGGACAGAGGUCACUGCAGCAUCGUGGCUCCAUAGCCCCUCUGGCCCCAUAACCACUGCAGCCCCAUCUCGUAGCCAUCCCAUAUCCUUAUCCCGCACCUUUAUCCCAUCCCAUAUCCAUCCCAUCCCACCCAUAGCCCUCUCAAACCCAUCUCAUAUC
Messenger RNA from Lagopus leucura (white-tailed ptarmigan), 1773 nucleotides. RefSeq lists its product as uncharacterized. Bases 1 to 1608 code for a protein of 535 amino acids. The record is from RefSeq and is a predicted model, not a curated record. Lineage: Eukaryota; Metazoa; Chordata; Aves; Galliformes; Phasianidae. The transcript is spliced from 3 exons.